UCAUCUCUCUGUAACGUCAUCCCCGACGCGCCGAGAUUCACCUACCCUUUAACUCUCCCACAUCUGAUAUCCAAUGACAGUGUCUCUGUCUCUCUCUCUCUCUCUUCCUCCCUCUCUCUCUCUCUUUCUCUUUCACCGUGCGCUCCACUCCUGGCAUUAAUCUGUUGUUCUCUCUCUUUCUCACUUUAUCUUUCACUUUCUCUAUCCUCGUACUCGCGCGCGCGCACGCCAAAGAGACGUCGAUCACCUAUCGAUUUGAGUGGUGCUCACGUUCACGCUUUCGAGAUUGUUUAACAUGAUUCCAUUGUGCCGACGUUGCGUUACGCGUCGAUGAAUGAAAAUUCGUACAAGUGAAGUGCAUUCCGUUUUUUUUUCCUCUGUCGAUCGGCCGAACGUCAAUCUUGUUUGAGUGAAACUGCAUUUCCGCGUUUCAAGUGUCAAAAUUAGAUCUGUAAAAGGUAAAGUGAAAGAAUGCAUACGCGAUACACGUGACACUUGCGUCUGGUGCGUGUUAAAUAUUCUCGAAUUGAAUUCCGUUGCGGAGUGACCGAUUUAUAAAAUUUGCGCCAACAUUAUGUAUUUAUAAUAAAAAGAGCAGCAUUAAUAUGGUAAUAUACUUUUUCCUUGAUCCACGUUGAAUGUGCGAUUCCGUUUUUCACGCGCGUCGUGCAUGCCCUCGCGCAAGCCAAUAUGCUCAUAUUUAUUUAUGUAGUCGCGCGCUCUCGUGUAGCCGGCGCAGCACAGUGCACCGUAUGCAUCAUGAAUCAGCGCGCGCAAUGGCAGCGUAUUGUAUUUGUGUUUCUCCGUUUUCUCAUCCAUUCAUCGAGCGUACAAAAAAAAAAGCGGAUUUAACCGUAGCGAUGCAAUGCCGCGAAUAUCGUACGCGAAUAUCGUCGCACAAAUUAUCGGGAAACUAAGCGCGAGCGAGUUGUCUCGCGUUCGUUUCGCUCAUGCGUUCCUAAUUAAUUAUAAGUACGUCCGAGCUCAUUAACUCGUCGUGUACUCAUUGGAGCGAUUAAAAUUGAUCUUUGACACUGCAGACCGAUGCUCGUUAUCAUUCGAACGUCUGUUAUUAUCGCUUAUAAACGCAGUAAAUUCUACAAUAUCGACGAUGUGUAUCGCGUUAAUAUUUAUCAUUAAUUUUAGUGAAAUAACGACGCUGUACAAGUCAAAACCACAUCCAAUUAACAAAAAAUAUUAUGCAAUCUCCUAAAAGGAUCCUAUUAAUGUUACAAAAAGGAAGCAAUCGUAAAAUCGUAUAAUUAAAAUUAGAACCGAGAAGCGAAGAUAUAUCUCGGUGGAAGUUUAACUUUUACAGUUUUCCCGGGAGUUUAAUUUUAACGGCGGUAAAGUAAACGUUUCCGAUUUGCGGCUGCACCCCCACCCUCCCCCGUGCGAAGCUCGGUCGCGUAAACUGCGCAGUUGCGCUCGAGUGUCGUUUUGUCGUGUCAUACGCGCCUUUACAACUCCGAGGUGCACGCGAGCGCCGGUACGCUCGUGUGCGUGGCCUCUCACUCUCUCCCUCGUCGGGAUCCCAUUGCUACAUGUUACAUGCUACACGCUCCGCUGUGUCCCGAGACUGUCGCGCGCGCCACUGAGUUGCACUUGCGUCUUCCAGGCAUCGAGCCGAGUCGAUUCUCGUAUCAACAGUUUUAGUAUAGAGAAAUGUACGAAAUAUUUUAUCUUUAGAUUUCUUGAAAAUUGAGACAAGGAAAUAUAAUAUGUUGUAAUUUUUACAUAGUUUUGAGCUAAUAAUGCUAAUAAUUAUAUACAUGUAAAUCCAAUUAAUUUAUUAGUAUUAAAUAUUUCAGUGUAGCAAAAGUGCAAUAUCUCGAUAUAUGUAUAUUAAUGUUCGUAUGCUGUGUAAACACGCCAUGGUGUCUACGAUUGCAAAAACAUGAUUGCAGUAAAUGUUAGCGUUCAAACGGAGCUCACUCGCGGCGUCCGAGGAGCAAGACAAUGUAUUGUCACGCUCCUCGCGCGUUUCCCCACCCCAAUCGGCUACCCUCACCACCGGUUUAUUUUGUCGUCACAGGUUGCGCGCGCACGCACCCCCACCGCUCGACCAAUCGGGGUAAAGCGGAGUGGAGGGAAGAGCCGUCUGCCGCGAGGCAGAACGUGCGGACCGAGUGGCUGUGAAAGCACAGAAUCAUUACCACGCCAGACCUCGAGGAGAACAGACGUGUUUCUCGUUUUACCCUGAGCUCAGUCGAGAUCUCUCGUGUCGCUCCGUAUUUCUCGUCUUCUCGUCUUCUCGCCGCUCCCUGUAGUACGCGCGCCGCUCAAAGUACGCGUGUGAUAUAUCGCGCCAAAGAGGACAGUUCGCGUGUUGGCCAGCCGACAAGUGUUUAUUGUCGCCCGUGGAACUGAUCAAGCUGAUCUCGUGUCGCAGCAAUACCUCCGUGAUACCUCACGUGACUGUCCGCGCAAAGAUAUCCCCGUGAUCUCCGCGGAGCCGUAGGGUGACGUUACGCGACCGACCCACCCCGUAUGUGUUACUACAUCCCUACGAGUGACAUGAAUCAACUGGUGCAGCCACCCGCACGGGGACAACCUUGGGGACACUGAACGCAGAUGUCGCGCGUUCGUGCUCCGGAAAAUUCUUAUCUCUCUUUCACGAAAAGUCACGGAAGUUCGAUGUGCUCCAUACAGUGCGCUCGAGCAGUCGAUCAGCAGCCGUGAGAAGGAACGAUCUCUGCGAUUCUUGACAGGUGAUUUUUUUUUUCCCAUGCGAGAGUGAUCUUCCACUUUUUUUUUCUUUUUUCACCUCCUCUUCAUCUCGAGAGUGUCCGACGCACGAAUAACUUCAUCAGAUGUUCAAGGGAAGUCUAGUUUUAAAAAAUUGAAAAUUGAGUCUCGCACGGAAGGACAGAAUAGCAAUUUCUCUACGGGAGUCUAUUACGUGCGCGUACGCCACGUGCGAUCCGGGAUGAUGAACGUUGAGAGUGUGCACCGGUGAACUCGUAUACCCGAUCACGUGUAUAAUAUUUCUGACGUGUUUACGAUACGAGAUCAGGUACACUCCGGAGAGAGAGAGAGAGAGAGAGAGAGAAAGAGGGAGGGGGGUCUUUGGAGAGUGUGCGCGGGGGAGACGUAAAAAGAGUGAACAGUGAGGCUCAACAAAAGACAUUGCUUGGUUCGGUUACAGUGCGUCAAUCCCGGGCUAGGCGGGAGCGGUAACGAGCACGUAGCUUGGACUCGAGUUACAACUGCCCGCAAUUGCCCCAUAGAAUAGACGAGAGGAAGACACCAUGGCGAUACCGUUUUUGCCCAAUAACGACGAGAGGACAACGGCGGAGGAGCAGCUGAUGUACCAGCUGUAUGUGACCCUCCACAAUGCCCUCCGCAGCAGAAACGCCCAUCAUCCGUCGCGAAAUCAUCGGGCGCCACGUCGAGCCGGCGGUUCUGGAUCCCAACAACCUCUGGUGAUCUGGUUGCAGCCCGGCAACGUUGAGGACUUGUCGAACUUGCCGUUGCCGGACCUGGUGCAAUCGGCCGUGGAUCAGCUGCCACCGCCGUCGCCUCAGGUGACAGUUUCUGUCCCCAGCAGCCCGAUGAGAGACGCGACCUUCCAGUUCCCUGAGUGCAACAACAUCACCGUCAACGGUGCACCGUUGCCGAGCCCAAGGCCACGGCCGCGAAGACGUUUCGCAUCGGAGAGCUCCGUCAUGGAGACGGGCCCGAUCGAGGUGAACAACUGCAACGGUACCACCUGCCGCUGCCACCUCGGCCUGAUCCUCAACGAGAGGCAGUCGUGGACAAGCGUGGGUGCCAAUCUCAGGAACAUCGCCGGUGAUUUCCACGCGUGCAGGACCAAGGACGCCGAGAUCGAGAAAUCGACGCUACCGAUGAUCGGUCCAGGUUUGUCCAAUGGUCGCAACAGCAACUCGUCGUCCACCGACAGUCUCCUGUCGCUGUUGAUUCCGACGCCGUUGCGAGAGACCCUUUGGGCAACGGUGGCUCUAUACCUAGGCUGGAGACUCGUCUCCCGCCUGCGAUAGAUGCGCCGGAUUUCGCCCAGCCGUUCUGGGUGAACCUACGGGCUCGAUCGACAAUUUCGUCGGCAACUGGAACGGCGGUAUCGGAGGUCAAUAAACGACGAAAUGGACGAACCGCCAGCAACUCCUUUUCUUGUCUACGACGUCGCGGAAGUCCUUGUGGAAUCUUCUGGACGGAUCGUCUCAAGAGGAAAAGGAGGAGGCAGUCGACGGCAGUCUGGAUCUCUCUAUGUGAUCGAAUAAUGGAUUUAAUCGAGGUAGAGCGCGUCGAGAAAAGACGAAUCGUUCUCUUAUUUGAACAUCCACUCCGAUAAUACAAUUGUAAUUUUAUAUUGUCUGUUUUUGUAUUUCGCGCUUGCGUUACGCGGCUACGCGAGAAUGCGCUUGAUCGACUUUGAUCGGUUCCUGAGGGACCAUGCGACUGCAUAUAAAAUAUUGAUAUCUUUGACAAAAGUAGUGAUAAUUAUUUGCUUCUGCGGCGUGUUUCUCAUUUUCUUAUGAUUGAUGAUUCUAAUUAAUUAAUUUAAUAAUCGAUGAUACGAUAAUUGAUUUGAUAGUUGGUAAUUGAUAGUAAUUGGUAAUUGAUAAUGAUAAUAAUGGAUUGAUUUUAUAAUAAUUUUUAUACUGAUCAUUGUGAUAAUUGAUAAUGAUAAUGAUAAUGAUAAUGAUAAUUGAGUCGAUGAGUCAUAGUUGCUCUCUACUAAAUAUAUUCCCCUUCAUUCCUUCUCGCGGGAACGAAUGGGUAGAAUUUUUAUAAAAAGAUCUCUAAUUGGAAACUUGGACUGCAAGAUUCCAAAAAAAGUUCUUAAUUAUUUUUUAUCGAUUAAAUCGAUGUCGACGGGAGAAUCGACCAUCUACUUACUUUAUUACUAUCUCUCGAGAACGGGGCAUAAUGGACUCUGUCUGCGUGCCAGUGAUGAGGCUUCGUAUGAGGACCACCCCCCCCGGUUCAUUAUUAUUAUCUUUCGAGAAUUGCGUGCUGUCGAUAAAUUGUGACUGUGAUUGCCGCGGAACUACGAAACAAAGGUUAGCGACGGCGGGACAGCGACGUCGAGGUACAAGUGCAUUCUCGCGCAAUGCGAGAGUUAUUUUCAUACGUAGCGCUGUUCGUUCGCCCUGCAAAUUCGUAGGCGAAGGGCCAAGGACGGGGAACUAGAGUUUUAGGAGAAAGGGGAUAGAUAACCCGACGAGAGUAAUCGAAUUGCGUAUUAUGUGGCGAUCGAACCCGAGACACGAGGAGGAAGGUAUUAAGGGUGACGGGGGGGAGGGGAGGGGAAACUAAGGACGAGAUCCAAAGAGGAUUAAACCCAAUAAUCAAAUGAUGAUCUCAUUACGGAUAAAUAAAGAGAAUUAAAUAAAGUAGUGUGAUUAUAUGAGAACGAGAGAGGGCGGACCAUACGCCCCCAAUUCUCUGUCUUCUCUUCGCGCGUCCGUCCCUCUCUUGAUCUCGCCAAGGUAGAAAGAGAGCCACUACUCCUCGGUACGUGGCUUGUAGAUAACGCGGUUCCCCCGACCGGUAGGCGGUCGACGGAGCAAUUCUUGUCCAAGAUUUUUUUAACGACGCCGCGCCGCGACGACGUCUCGCGAGGCCCGCUUGCGUUUCCUGGGAAAAAAGACAACGAAGAUUUUUUUUUUUUACUACAUUUGACAAUAUCACGAGCCUAAGCUAACAAAUCUGAAUUACAGUCGAAUUACAGACACGGUUAUUACGAUCGAUCGGCCUCGCCAGACGUCUACGAUGCGCGCGAGCGGAAUAUAUGUAUAUAAAGAGACGUCGAGAGGGAUGACGACGAUUCCAAAAAUGUUAAGGGGAUAGGGGACGAGCGAGGACGUAAGGUGGAGACAGGGGAGCAAACUUGUAUAUGCAUAGAGGAUUUAUCUAAAGUAAUAAACACUCAGUAAUAAGUCGAUGUUAUAAUAAUUAAAGUAGAUAAUCGAUAGGCCGAGGAUCGCAGCAUCUUGAUUGGCUAGCUGCGACUCCCGUGGACAGUUUUCAAAUGAUCUCCGGUAGCUUAGCUAUUAGUAGGCGCCCUCGUAAUAUGCGAGACGCCUUUCGCGGCACAUCGGAAGGAAUACCUUCUUCUUUCCCCUGUGCACUUUUCUCUCUAACUUGUCUAUUUUUCUCUUUCCUUCCUUCCCCCCGUCUUCUUUCUUCUAUCGACAAAAACUGUCUAUCGAUUCUCAUGCUCUAACUCACCUAUCCUCAAUCUUGUACGCGAUCCCCUCAGUUUCACUUCCCUGCUUUGCAAUUCCAUGUUUAUUGACGACAGUUCUUCACUGUUCUGUUGUGCGCAACGUAACGUAACGUAACGUAAUGAUCUCUGAUCUCGAACUUAGCGUGUAUUGGUAAGAUUCGUGUGUUGUGUUCGCUCGACGAUCCAGAGUCUCAAUUUUCACGGGCGAGCAGGCCCGAGCCUUCUUGUUUUGCGAAAUUUCUCUUAGGGUUCUAGGUAGGAACGGCAGAAGGGCUAGCCUAACGAAUGAGGGAGUGGGAACACAAUGUAUCCUUGGGCUUUCUCGUUCGGCUUUAAACUUGUCGAGACCAAAACUAUCGAGGCUGCUGUACAGUCGUCCCUGAUGCGGCCGCGCUUUCUCUUCUCCCCAGUGCAAGUCUAUCUGCAUUUUCCUUUGUCUCCCUAUUGAUAGGAUGAUUGUGACGUUACUCCGUCGAAGUAUUCCAGUGUGUAGGUCUAUAGUAUUUAUUUGUAGGCGAUACCAUUUUUCUACCGUCUUAUAGAGCCGCGUUUUGAGAUAAAUAUGCACACGCGGGAGGAAUAUAUUACUGCCAUUUCGAGAUAAGCAAAUCCUCGCCGGACGCUUCCAAACGGGAGCGGCUUUGUGGAAAGUCAAUAAUGUCGGUGUCCAUAACACGUAACGUCUAAAGAUGAAAAUAGUUAGAGUCAUUUUUCUAUACAGAUAUUUAACCCUCCAACGGACGCGCGGGAUGUAAUUUACACCUUAGAUUUCUUUUUUCCCAGAUUUCACAUAUAAAAUUUUUUUUUCAGUGCUGCACUUUUUUUACAGUCUUCUUAACCUAUUAAAAUUGGCAGCGCUUGCAAAUUGUACUCAUAUAUAUUAAAAUUUUAUAAACCUAUUUACGAAUUCAUACUCCUUGAACUUUCCUCUUGUAGAUUACACCAUGCAAAAUUAAAAUCGUAAUAAAUUAUGAGAUUUUUCAACUUAUUUAAUUUUGCAAAAAAUAGAUCUUUUGGACUUUAUUUCAAUAUUAACUCAAUAUUAUCGAAUAAACAUUAAAAUUAAAGUUUUAACUUGUUAGACUUCAAAAUAUGUGCAACAAUGAAUACUAUUCAACAAAAAGUAAAACAUUUCCAUCCACUUUGUAAAAAGGAGAUGUUACCGUUUUAUGGUUGCCGCUUUUCCGCGAUGCUGAUUGGUUCUCUUAUUACGCUUACUUCAUGUUGUGAGAGUAACUGUCAUUGCGAUUGAAUUUUGACACCUGUCAAAUUAGUAUAGAUGGUUUUCUAUACCAUUAUCGUUGUAA
Molecule: messenger RNA, 7500 nt
Organism: Monomorium pharaonis (pharaoh ant)
Lineage: Eukaryota; Metazoa; Arthropoda; Insecta; Hymenoptera; Formicidae
Exons: 3
Coding region: 3252-4001 (249 amino acids)
Source: RefSeq, a predicted model, not a curated record